Messenger RNA from Neoarthrinium moseri, 1269 nucleotides. RefSeq lists its product as uncharacterized. The record is from RefSeq and is a predicted model, not a curated record. Bases 1 to 1269 code for a protein of 422 amino acids. The transcript is spliced from 2 exons. Gene Ontology annotation, molecular function: hydrolase activity. Lineage: Eukaryota; Fungi; Ascomycota; Sordariomycetes; Amphisphaeriales; Apiosporaceae.
AUGCCUUCGACGACCUCCAUGAUGCGUGCAGCUCUGUUCGCUGCCUCGUCCGCCAGCGCCGCCGCUGUGCUCGAGAGCCGCCAGAUGACCACCACAACAUGCGCCGACGUGCACAUGUUCUUGGCAAGAGGCAACAGCGAGCCCUACCCCGGACGCCAGAAGGUUCUGGUCGCCGAGGUCUGUGACCGCGUAGCCAACUGCGACUACGAGGACAUCGUCAUGAACAACUACCUCGACUCUCCUUACUGUGCCGCCACCUACGAGGGUGCCACCAAGGGGUACGAUGCAAUCGUCGCCUACAACAAGCGCUGCCCCGACGCCAAGUUGGUCCUCACCGGAUACAGCCAGGGCGGCCACGUUAUCAGCGAUAUUCUUGGUGGAGGACACGGCACUUUCUUCAACGAGUGUUACGAGGACCAGACACCUCAGCUGGACAGAUACAGCGCUGCUGGCCAGAUGGUCAAGGCUGUGACCACCUUUGGCAACGUCCGUCACACCGCCAACCAGCCCUACAACUACGGAACUGGUUCUGCCAACGACAGCAGCAACCCCCGUGGCCCGGCUGAGCAGGCGCUCUUGAACACCUACGCCGACGUAUGGAGAGACUACUGCGCCAUUGGCGACCCCGUCUGUGCCCACGGUAACGUCAGGGAGGACCACACCAACUACUUCGACAUCUACACCUACGGUGCCGCUGAGUACAUCGUCAGCCUUCUCAAGGCUGCCGACGCGAGCAGCUCGUCUGCUACCAUGAGCGCUACCUCGAGCUCUGCCGUCUCCAGUGCUACCCUCUCUGUCGAAGCCAGCACCACCUCCAGCUCCGUUGAGGCCAGCGCCACCGUCUCCAGCUCCUCUGUCUCCAGCUCCUCUGUCUCCAGCUCUGUUGCGGCCAGCGCCACCUCCAGCUCCACCGUUUCUAGCUCUGCUGAGAUCAGCUCUACCAUCUCCAGCUCUACUGUCUCCAGCUCUGCCGAGUCUAGCUCUACUGUCUCGAGCUCCGUCCAGGCUGCCGCUACCAGCUCUGGCUAUCCCAUGGCCAGUGUUUCCGUCUCCAGCACCUCUGCCUCCAGCGCCUCUGCCUCCAGCGCGUCCGUCUCUAGCGCUUCUGCCUCCAGCGCUACUGCCUCCAGCUCUGUCGAGUCCAGCGCUACUCUGUCUAGCUACGCUGUCUCCCACCCUACCGUCUCCAGCUCCAGCGCUGCCGCCCCGAGCGUGACCCGUGUCGCUUGCGGUCGCAAGCACAAGCGUGCCACUCGUGGCUCCAACUAA